AUAUCUGUAAAUGGUAAAGUAUAAUUUGUUACCUAUACAAAUUAAGAUUCGAAUGGCGCGGAGCCUGUGCCGCUUGAUUCUUGUGAUUGGCGGUACUGAGUGGGCGAAGCGUUCAGUGAUCCCCCAGUAUUGGCCUGUGUUUGCGUUCCGAUUGGUUUGAACUUCUUUUAUUGCUGACGUGCUGUAUAAUACCAUCGGCUUAUUCGACGUGUGCGCGUGUGUGCGUGUAUGUUCACGAGGAAGCGAUGCGAGUGAGCUGCGCGCACUGCGCAGACGGUGCGUUGCUUUUAAUAGCGUUUACGGUACUGUGUGUGCUACACAAAGUGUAGGAGUUUCAGCUGAUGUCAGCAUUGGUAAAAGUUUGUGAAGACAGUGAAGUAGCCAGUUAAAAUUAAAAAUAUCAACAAAUAAACUUGAGAAAAGGGUAAUGUGUUGAGUUUAAGGAAAAUUGAAAAUACUGGCGCAGACAAUAUUGACUUGAAACUGCUUACUUCUGACGUUUGCUCUAAAUAAUGCCGGCGCCGCAGAUUGAAAAAAUUGUGGAGAUAUAUAGAGCGCUAGCGAAAUUUCCCAGCCCAACAUCCGCGAGAAUUCUGAACAAAAAUAAUCAGUCUCAAUUUUCUGUUGUGUCAUCAUGGACUCAAAGAAAUCUAGAAUAUGGAAAAAUGACAAAAUUUCAAGUGUUUCAUCAUGUGGAUGUAUGCACUAAAAGGUCUUCCAGUGCUUUACCUACUGAUUCUUCAAAUGUAUUGUCGUUUUCGGUUUCUCCAACUGAAGAAAACAGCGCAGUGCUUCGGGAACUGCCUGAUAAUUCAAACAGUACCAAAAAACAGCAAUUUCUAGAAGUAUGGGAGAAAACGCACUUGUUGAAAAAUUAUGAUUUAGGAGCCCUUGAUGUGCAUGGAGAUGUUUAUUCUGAUGCAGAGUUGGGUUCAUUUGAAUGGUCUCCUUGUGAGGAGAAAUUAUUAUACAUAGCAGAAAAGAAGUACCCUAAAUCUGAACCUUUCUACAAGCCUAAAUCUCAAGAAAAGAAAAAUAAUGGGAAUGAAGAUUCAAAGGUGACCAAGGGAAAUGAAUAUCUAUUCAGACAAGACUGGGGUGAACAGCUGUUGGGUAAAUGUGAAUCGGUUAUUGGAAUUUGCAAUUUGAAGACAGAUAUAAUUUCCAUUUUGGAUGGUAUCCCAGAGAAUUUUGUUCCUGGUCAAGUGAUUUGGACUCCGGAUGGAAAUGGAGUGGUUGGUGUUGUAUGGAAUGUUGUACCACGCAAACUGGGAUUAAUCUUUUGUACAAAUAGAGAAAGUUAUAUAUUCCAUUUGACUGUUAAUGGAGAUUUUAGUCUUUUAUCAGCCAAAGGGAAAGCUGUGCGUUCACCUCGCUUUUCUCCUAAUGGAGAAAGGCUUGUGUGGUUAGAAAGGGAUGCAGGGGGUCCCCAUCAUUCUGCUCACCGUUUGAUGUGCCUCUCUUGGGCAACAAAAGAGUCAAGAAUAGUUGUUGAUACAGUAAGUAAGGAAAUACAAAUUCAAGGAGGAGAAUCAUUCUAUGGGCUGUUUAAUCUUUCAUUACCCAAACGCUGUUGGACAGCAAAUUCAAAUGGAAUAGUGCUGAGCACUCCUCAAAAGUAUGCUGUUAAUUCCUUUUUGGUUAGCCUAGAUACAAAUUAUGUAACACCUUUAAAGAUUGAUGAAGGUAGUCUAACAGCUUUGGAUGUGUGGAAUGAUGUUGUAAUAUGUUCGAACAGUUCUUUUAACAAACCUCCUGUUCUCUUGCUUGGGAAAUUGCAAAAUAUCUUGAAGAACAUUGACAAAGAAGAGAGUGCAUCAGUUAAUUGGUUUCAAAUAUCUGAAACCAGGCCAAAUUUCAUUUUGAAAGAAAUUGCAUAUCACUAUCUCACAAUUGUUGAUAAGGAAGAACAAAAUACAUCCUGCAAUACAUUUUCUGCUAUGUAUAUUGGUCCUAAUACUAGUCCACGACCUGGUGAUCUACCUUUGAUAGUCUUACCUCAUGGGGGUCCUCAUUCAUCUAAUUGCAACAUGUUUCUCAUGAAUAUUGCUCUAUUUAAUCUUCUAGGAUUUGGAGUGUUGUUGAUCAAUUAUCGUGGCUCUAUUGGAGCUGGGCAAGAUAAUGUGAACUUCCUUCUUGGUAACAUUGGUGUUACUGAUGUAAAAGAUGUGAGGUUGGCUACUAAAGAAGUGCUUGAGAAGUUUCCAGUCCAUAGUGCAGAUAAAGUUCUACUCUAUGGGGGAUCACAUGGUGGAUUCCUUGUCACUCAUCUUAGUGGCCAGUUUCCUACUGACUACAAAGCUGUAGUUGCUAUAAAUCCUGUGAUUGAUGUGGCUGCCAUGUUCUAUAUAUCUGAUAUUCCAGACUGGUCAUGUGUUGAAGCAAAUGUCCCUUAUAACAUUACUGGAAAUAUCCCUAUUGAAGCAUUUGAGAAAAUGAAGAAGUGCUCUCCUCUUAACUUUUGCUCUCCUUCUUCACCUCCAACUUUGUUACUUAUUGGAAAAAAGGAUGCAAGAGUUCCUGGAAGUCAAGGAAUGGAUUUCUAUUACUCCUUGAAAGCAAACCACGUGAAAACAAAGUUGCUGUUGUACGAUGACAAUCAUAGCUUGAGCCAGGAACUGUGUUUGAAUAUUUGUAUUAACUUGAGUGUUUCCGAAGAUGAUGAUGGCAGCAUUUAUUUACUUGAAGGAAUUUCACAUUUCCCUCGUAAUGAAAACAUGCUGAAGAUUGGAUUUUCUUAAUAUUAUAUUGAGUAUAAAUAUACAAAAUGAACUUUUCAUGUAACAAAAAAGUUUUGAUACGGCCACUUAGCCUUUGGAAGAUAAAGUAAUGGUUCUGCUCUUGUACCAACAACAACUAAAAAAUAUUGUAUGUAUUUACAUUACUGGUAGACUAGAUGAAAUGUUGAGAUACCUUUGUGAAAAAAAGAAAACAAAUUUUUUUCAGAUUUUUAAUACAUAAUAAAGAACUGAAUUUGUACAUUUAUUUUUGUUAAAAAGUUGCUUAUCUGCUUUGUGAAAUUUGUUUUUGGAGUUAUGAAAAAUUUUGUUAUCCCAUUUCUUCUGAUAUCAUCCAAUGUUUGCUUAUUUUAUUAUGACCUGUAUGAGAAGCUAUUACUGAAAUGAUGCAUUUGGUGUUACACAUAGAAUCAUUCUUGUGGCAUCUUUCAAACUGCAGUGUCAAGUCCUUGUAUACUUAUGUCCAACAAGUCUCCAGCCUUUUGCCUUAUGGAACUAUUAUAAAGUGCAUUUUCAUACUAAAGUUUUUUCAUCCAAUUUGCAGGCAUGCCUCCUGCACCUUUCCAACAUACUAAAAAUAAAUAAUUCUUUUAACCAACUUAUAUUA
Molecule: messenger RNA, 3345 nt
Organism: Gryllus bimaculatus (two-spotted cricket)
Lineage: Eukaryota; Metazoa; Arthropoda; Insecta; Orthoptera; Gryllidae
Source: the annotation of a GenBank genome assembly